Adelges cooleyi (spruce gall adelgid) is the source of this 3962-nucleotide messenger RNA. Its product is annotated as zinc finger protein 888-like. Gene Ontology annotation, biological process: regulation of transcription by RNA polymerase II. The transcript has 3 exons. The record is from RefSeq and is a predicted model, not a curated record. NCBI's taxonomy places the organism in Eukaryota, Metazoa, Arthropoda, Insecta, Hemiptera, Adelgidae. Gene Ontology annotation, molecular function: sequence-specific DNA binding; DNA-binding transcription factor activity, RNA polymerase II-specific; zinc ion binding. Bases 586 to 3447 code for a protein of 953 amino acids. Gene Ontology annotation, cellular component: nucleus.
AUCUCAUUUUGUUCAACUUUUCAGGAGGGCAAAGAAAUCAGUUUCAAUUACUAUUCAAUAACAUUAUAAACCAUUAUUCGAUUAUAGCGUUAUUUAUUAACUUUAUUAUAAUCAUUGCCCAACAGUCGAUUCCUCUCGAAAAUUUAAAUUAAACAGUGUGGCCAACUUGAUUUGGCCAAAAAAAUGAGAUGAGGUGUUGCAUCUUAAGCGGCCUAUCCGGAGACUGGAGACAUCGUGUUAAUAUUGUUUAUUUUCCUCGUUACUCGCGGCUGGUCUCAACUCUCAAUCGUGUUAUCUAUUUCUAUAGUUGAAUAGUUCAUAAAUCAUUUUUAGUUUCAUAAUAUUUUGUAGAUUAACUUUGUAAAUUGUAAUUUGUAUUAUGAACGUGUGAUACUCAUUUAACAUUUUUAUUUAAUUGUAUUGAAUCAAUUAUUUUUAAAUAUUGAAUUAAAACUAUUACUUGUUUAACUAGUGGUUGUAAAUCAACUUAAAUAUGAAGUUAAUACCUAGCUUAAAGUCCAUCUACCAUACUGCUUUUAAGUAGACUAUAUUUAUUUUCAAUCUAUUAAAAAGAGAAAAAUUAUAAUGGAUAACUCACAAACACAUUUACAUAGUGAGAACUUUGAUUUGUGUAGAAUUUGCUUGUUGGAACCAGAAUCCAAUAGAACAAUCAAGUUCUUAAAUAUAUUUACAUCAACCGCUAGUGAUAAUGGUUUAAGUCAAAAUAUGACAGAAUUACUAGGCGUCAGAGUUGAAAAAGAUGACAUUAAACCAAAGAUUAUAUGUGAGAACUGUCAUAAAUCAUUGUUAAGCUGGGUUGAAAUGAAAAAGAAGGCUACCGAAUCACAAAUUGUAAUUAACUAUAUUGCUAAAAAAUUUGGUACCAAUGUGUUGCCUAAAGUGAUAAAUCCAAAUUCUGUUGAACCUACAUUGCCAAUAGACAGUCAAUCUCAUUCGCUUUCAUCGUUGAAAAGAAAUACAAGCUUACCUAGUGAUCAUCAAAUUAAAACUAACAAUCAAAUAAAUUGUACAAGUAGUAACCAAAAUCAUAUAAGAAGACCAAUAAAAAAGUCACCAUCUAUUUCAAGUGAAUCAGAUGAUGUGUAUGAAAAUCCAUUAGACGACUCUAAAAAUGACGUAAUAUGUAUAUCAGAUAGUGAAGAAUCUAUUAAUGACGAAAACACAACUUGUAAUGAUAAAAAAAACAAUCAGAUGUAUUACUGUUCGAUUUGUAAGAAGAAAAAAUUCAACCAUGAUUGUUCACAGUUUAAUAAGGAGUUCUCUACAUGUUUAGUACCUAAUUGUACUAUAAUAUUUAGAUCUGGGAGAGAUUUCAUGCCACAUUAUAGACAACAUAUAGGCAUGCCGAGUGGAGUUGGUUUAUGUCGCCAAUGUUUUAAAGAGAAUAAGAAAACUGAACGAGAUAUUAAUGGUCAGCAUAUUCAUGGUAAUAUGAAUAACUUGUUUAAAUGCUAUACUUGUAAUAUUUUAUUUGGUACUAUGGUGGAAUUAGCUCAACAUAAACGUACAAAACAUAAUGGUCGACUUAUUAAUUCUACAGGAAAUUAUUUAUGCUUUUUUUGUGAAAAAUCAUCAUCAGAUUUAUCCAAGAUUAAUGAUCACAUUAAAAUAUGUCGAGAUAACCAAAUAGCUACACUCGGACAAGAAAAACCUAGUAUAAAUGCUUUUAGUAAUAAAAAAGAACUGGCCACAAAACCGGCAAUAGUUAAGAAAGCUAUCAAAAAGGAUGUGAUUGAACAUAAAAAAGAAAAAAACACCAUGAUGUUAUCCAAUAUUCACCCGAUACGCACUUCAACUCUAGUUCUAUUCACUUGCUUAAAACCGUCUUGUAAUAUAAUUUCUCAAAGUUUUCAGAGUUUUAAAGCUCAUUGUCGUGACCAUUUAAAUAUCGGAAAUAAUAUUAUGUGUUGGCAAUGUGUCUCAGAUUUCCCUGACCUUGCUAGCCUUCGAUUACAUCAAAUGCAAGGUAAAUGUCAAAAACCAGGAAUGUUUGAAUGUUUUGAGUGUAAUACGAAGUAUGAUGACAUACAGAGUUUAAGUGUGCAUAAACUUAUUGUACACGAUUGCACCAUUGUAGCUAAAAAUAAAAAGACACUUUUAUGUCCAUUUUGUAAAAUUGAGCAUAAUAUUAAUACUUAUAGAAACCAUUUAAUCGAAUGUCAAAUUAAAUCUAAGAAUAAAGUUUCUUCUAAUGAAACUAAAUCAAAACUAUUAGUUUCCAAGUCUAAGUUUUCUUAUAAAUGCACUUUUUGCAAAAAAGUCUGCCAAACUCGGGGUGCUUUAAGUAACCAUUUGAAAAAACAUGGAAAUAUAACAACAGAGAAUCUGUAUAACAGUAGACUGAAAUUUAAAACUAACACAGUUUCUUCAAACAAUAAAUUAGCUAAUUCUAACAUUGUUGUAUCAAAUAAUGACUUGAUAAUGGAAGAUUCAAAUGAUGAUACUUCUCAAAAUAUGAUUGAAAGUAGUGAAAACAAACCAGUUGAUGUUGACAUGUUUCCAAAUGUAAAUAAAUUAUAUUUUUGUAUUAAAUGCCCUAAAAAAUUCGUUUCGCAAACUGGUUUAACUGAACAUUGGAAUCAUUGCUCUAAUGUUGGUGUAAAAAAAAUAAAAUCGAAAAAAAACCUCCCUGCUAACUAUUAUUGUACUAAAUGUAAAGAGUAUUAUACAUGCGUUGGAUUUACUGAACACUGGAGAAUUAAACAUGGUAAAAAACUAGUAUCUAAUAAGUAUAAACGUUUCCAAUGUGGUAAAUGUCAUAAUCGAUUUAAAUACAAAAUUGCUUUGAUGAUGCAUAGAGAACAUUCUCAUAACGAAAAGGAAGUAUCUAGUGUUGUGGAUAAAAAAACUGUUGAUUGUGUUGUUAUGCUUCCAAUCAUAUCUCAGACAACAUCAUUAGCUGUUAGUUCUUCGAAAGAAACCCAAUUAGACUCCAAUUUACAAUAUGAAGAAGAACUAGAAAAAGAAUUAAUUGCAGUUAUAGAUGAUACUGUAAACAAUAUAAAUGAUAACUUCAGUGACAAACAAGAAAGUGAAACUGAAAAUCAGACUAAUAAUGAUAAUUAUGAAAGAAAUGAUGAAGCUGAAGGACAAAUGGUUAACAAUGAUCUUUUUGAAAAUGAAAUUACGAAAGAUCAGGAUAAAUCAUUUAAAGAAAAUUCCGUUGAAAGAGAUUUACUUGGUGAAUCUGAAAUGGAUGUAUCCAUAAUUACUGAAGAAAAUGUUCAGUCUAACAAUGAACAAAUGUUGAUUGAUAAUAUACAGGAUGUUAUCGAGGUUGAAAAAGUAGCUCAAAUUAGUAGUGAAUCAUUAGAUGAUAAUACUGUAAAUAACAAAGUGCCCACAGAAAACAAUGAACAUGAUUACGUAUUAGUUGACAAAGAUCAAAAUGAAUCACCAUUGGAAACAAAUAAUGAUACAAGUUAAUUCGGUUUAUUGUAACUCUCGACAGAAAAAAUAAAUAUGAGAGCUUAGAUAAUUUUGACUAAUUGAAAUAUCAACUUAUUAUUAUAACACAUUUGUAUUUUAAAAAUAUAGAGGUAUAAGUGUUACCCAAGAAGUAAUAAAUUUCCAGCUCGUCACAUUUAAUGUACAACAACACUUGUAUUAAACCAAGGUUUUUCUUUUUAUAUUAGUUAUUAUAAAUCACUGUUGUAAAAAUCAUGUGUAAUAAAGCAUUAUUUUUGAUUUUGUAUACUUAAUAAUUAGUUAAAAUUUUAAAUACAUUAAGCAACAUUUUUUUUAUUAAAAGUAUUCUAGAAUAUUACAAUUAAGCUAUAAUAAGUACUUUUAGCAUUAUAUAUUUUGUUAUUACUCUGUUUGCAGCCAUAUAAAAGUAAACCUAAAAUGUAUGUACUUCUUAAUAAUUUAAUAUACAGUAAAAUAUUUUGUAUUGGUAUUAUUAUACCAAUUAACAGUAAUUAAAUAUAUAAUGUAUCAUU